Messenger RNA from Oncorhynchus keta (chum salmon), 6404 nucleotides. RefSeq names its product glycosyltransferase-like domain containing 1 (gene qtman). The record is from RefSeq and is a predicted model, not a curated record. Gene Ontology annotation, molecular function: glycosyltransferase activity. The transcript is spliced from 10 exons. Bases 54 to 1394 code for a protein of 446 amino acids. NCBI's taxonomy places the organism in Eukaryota, Metazoa, Chordata, Actinopteri, Salmoniformes, Salmonidae.
GUGCAUCGGGUGAGAGGCGUUCCUAAAAUGACGGUAUCACGUAUGGACGAAAUAUGUGCGUCCUUUUUUCUAGCAAGCAUAUUCAGGAAGAGAUUCAGAAUAGCCUAUCCAUGAGUGUGCUACUGGUAGAGGCGUUCUACGGUGGCUCCCACAAACAGCUGAUAGACCUGCUUAGAGAGAAUGUGGACGACUGCGUGUCCUACACACUGCCGGCUAAGAAAUGGCACUGGAGGGCCAGGACAGCAGCCCUGUACUUCAUGCAGGCUAUCCCGGCUAGCCCCUCAUACAGGGUCCUGUUUGCCAGUUCUGUGCUGAACCUGUCUGAACUGGUGGCCCUGCGUCCUGACCUGGCCACACUGAAGAAGGUGCUCUACUUCCACGAGAACCAGCUCGUCUAUCCAGUCCGCAAGAGCCAGGACAGAGACUUCCAGUACGGAUACAACCAGGUUCUUUCAUGCUUGGUGGCAGAUGUGGUGGCGUUCAACUCUUCUUUCAACAUGGAGUCUUUCCUGUCCUCCAUUUCGUCCUUCAUGAAGAUGAUCCCCGACCACAGGCCCAAAGACCUGGACAAGCUCAUACGCCCAAAGUGUCGGGUCCUCCACUUCCCCAUCCAAUUCCCCCAUGUCACAAGCAGACCUGAAGUACUACUCAGUCCAGUAGAAGAGGAAAAGGAGGGACUUCUCAGUCUCAGCUCCACUCCGGCUCCCAAAGCGCUCUGCUUGAGCCCAGAGCCAGAGGCUGCCAUCCUGGAUCAGAGGGAAGGCACCGGGCAGGCCGAGGCUCCUUCUCACCCCAGGGAAGAGCGAGGGCCUGGGGGAGGGAAGGAAGAGGGGGAUGGAGGAGGAGAAGAGAGCCACGUCAGACCUCUUCAUAUCGUCUGGCCUCAUAGGUGGGAACACGACAAAGACCCCGAGCUCUUCUUCAAGAUGCUGCUGAAGCUGAAAGAGAGAGGCCUGGGCUUUCAACUGUCUGUCCUGGGGGAGACCUUCACUGACGUACCAGACAUCUUUGCAGAAGCCAGAGUGGCCCUGAAUGCCCAUGUCCUCCACUGGGGGUUCAUGCCCAGUAAAGAGGACUACCUCCAUGUCCUCUGCGAGGCAGACGUGGUGGUCUCCACAGCCAAGCAUGAGUUUUUUGGAGUGGCCAUGCUAGAAGCUGUUCAUUGUGGCUGCUAUCCACUCUGCCCCAAGGCGUUGGUGUAUCCUGAAAUAUUCCCAGAGGAGUAUCUGUACUCUACACCUGAGCAGCUUUAUAAGAAACUACAGGGACUGUGCAGAAGGCCAUACGUGGUGAGGAGACAUCACGUUAAGGUUGACACCAGUUCCUAUUCCUGGACUGCGCUGAAGGAGGACUUCAGGAGUCUGCUGGCAUACAAAGAGGACCACCAUCCCUGACGGACAGACUACAACUGGGCCAAUGCGAGUCCGCGGAUCUGCUCAGAAGUGGGCACACUUAGUUCACUCGAUUAGUGGCAGAAUGAGAUGGAUUUAAAGGUUGAUGGAAAGUCUGCAGCGUAGCGAGGGAGGGAGAGUCUCAAGGGCUGUCGUCAUAGCUGCCUGACGUGGAGCCACGGGCAACAAACCUGUGGUGGCCUCAGACAGUCUGUCCCCACCACCUCUCUCCACUCAGCUCCACUCUGCUCAAAUCAAAGCCAUGCCUUUGAGACAUUGUGCCUGUUGUAAACGUCCCCAUCUUCACGUGCGAGAGGGAGAGGUCUUUUAUGUCUACUGUGGUUUGAAUUUGAAAUAAAGAGAAAAGAACGUGUAAACUCUUUCAAAGGUUUCUCAAAGGCGGUGCCACCUCAUAUAUCCGGUUGUGUUCAUUUUGAUCCUGUACUGGAGAGGACCUGGAGCUGGAAUUGCUCCCCACCCCACGACUCCCGACAGAGUGGCAGCCAAGUUGUGGCUUGAAAUGCUGUUCUCUGCCUCCACACCUGGGUUGCCAGGGGCCUCAUUUAUAAAUUGUGCGUACGUACAAAUAUACCCCAACAUGUGCGUGCGCCAGUUCACACAAAAGUUGGCAUUUAUAAAAAAUGUACUUGACAUGAGAAUUUGCUCACCUCCCCGCAACUUGUAGACCAUGCGUACGCACAUCUCUGCUAGUGUAUGAAAUAUUGUAUUGCAAUCUGGCAAGUAAGUAUUUUGUGCAAAUGGGGGAUAUGAUGAAAAGCUUAUUCAUAAAACAUAUUAACCAGAAUGCAGCCAUUUCCCAUUAAAGUGGAACUGACAGCAUUUUAGCAACAAAAAAAUCUUAUUAAAAUAUACACCCCCAGGAAGAAUGACACUUUUUUUUACAUUUUCUGACAAGCAAGCACUUAGAUAUGGUCAUUUUCAUGUUUUCAUACAUUCUUAGAAUACAUACUUCCCAAACAUUCCAAAGCAUUUGUAAAAAUUCUAUAGCGAUAUAGAGUGGCAAAGCAGCUGUGCAUUUGGACAAUUAAUAGACACUGCAGUAAAUGAAACCUAAUAAAAACAUCUGUCUUGUCCAGGACUAAAGUCUACGCAGACCGGUGCGGUACACCGAUCAGGUACACUAGGUCUAUAUGCCAACAAGCCAUUUACCACAAGGGCCUGCAAUCAUUCACUUUGAAUUGGACUGCGUGUUUACAGGCAGUUGCAACAGCGCGACUUUAGAUCAUUAGAACGCAUUAGGCUAAAUGGAUUUCUGCAAAUAUGUACAGUUGAAGUCGGAAGUUUACAUACAUCCUUAGCCAAAUACAUUUCAAUUCAGUUUUUCACAAUUCCUGAUAUUUAAUCCUAGUAAAAAAAUCUCUGUUUUAGGUCAGUUAGGAUCACCACUUUAUUUUAAGAAUGUGAAACAUCUGAAUAAUGUUAGAGAGAGUGAUUUAUUUCAGCUUUUAUUUUGGUCAUUAUGGCCAAACAGUUAUAUUUUUGUUUCAUCAGACCAAAAAGUACGAUCUUUGUCCCCAUGUGUAGUUGCAAUCCGUAGUCUGGCUUUUUUAUGGUGGUUUUGGAGCAGUGGCUUCUUCCUUGCUGAGCGGCCUUUCAGGUUAUGUCGAUAUAGGACUCGUUUUACUGUGGAUAUAGAUACUUUAUAUUUUUCCUCCAGCAUCUUCACAAGGUCCUUUGCUGUUGUUCUGGGGAUUCAUUUGCACUUUUCGCACCAUAGUACGUUCAUCUCUAGGAGACAAUGCAUCUCCUUCCUGAGCGGUUUGACAGCAAAUGUGUUUAUGCUAGAGUACUAUUGUUUGUACAGAUGAACAUGGUACCUUCGGGCAUUUGGAAAUUGCUCCCAAGGAUGAACCAGACUUGUGGAGGUCUACAAUUGUUUUUCUGAGGUCUUGCCUGAUUUAUUUAGAUUUUUCCAUGAUGUCAAGCAGAGGCACUGAGUUUGAAGGUAGGCCUUGAAAUACAUCCACAGAUACACCUCCAAUUGACUCAAAUUAUGUAAAUUGGCCUAUCAGAAGCUUCUAAAGCCAUUACAUAAUCUUCUGGAAUUUUCCAAGCUGUUCAAAGGCACAGUCAAUUUAGUGUAUGUAGACUUCUGACCCACUGGAAUUGUGAUACAGUGAGUUAUAAAUUAUAUAAUCUGUGUAAACAAUUGUUGGAAAAAUUACUUGUGUCAUGCACAAUGCAUAUGUCCUAACCGACUUGCCAAAACUAUAGUUUGUUAACAACAAAUUGUGGAGUGGUUGAAAAACAAGCUUUAAUGACUCUUAACAUAAGUGUAUGUAAUCUCCCGACUUCAACUGUAAAUAAAUACAGAGGGAACCCUAUUACAUUUGGGAAGUUUACAGUCCUAUUGAUCAAACAAUCAUAAAAAGGUAGGCUAUCUUUCCCCACAGUACCGGUCAAAAGUUUAGAUCUAACUCAUUCAAGGGUUUUUCAUUAUUUGUACUAUUUUCUAUGUUGUAGAAUAGUAGUGUAGACAUCAAAACUAUGAAAUAACAUACGGAAACAUUUAGUAACCAAAAAAGUGUUAAACUUUUUAAAGUAAUGAUGAACUGUCAUUUUUCUUUGCUUAUUUGAGCUGUUCUUGCCAUAUUAUCUUAGUCUUUUACCAAAUAGGGCUAUCUUCUGUAUACCACCCCUACCUUGUCCAAACACAACUGAUUGGCUCAAACGCAUUAAGAAGGGAAAAAAUACCUCAAAUUAACUUUUAACAAGGCACACCUGUUAAUGUAAAUGCAUUCCAGGUGACUACCUCAUGAAGCUGAUUUGAGGGAAUGCCAAGAGUGUGCAAAGCUGUCAUCAAGGAAAAGGGUGGCUACUUUGAAAGAUCUAAAAUGUAACACUUUUUUUGGUUACUACAUGAUUCCAUAUGUGCUAUUUCAUUGUCUGAUGUCUUUACUAUUAUUCUACAAUGGAGAAAAUAGUAAAAAUAAAGAAAACCCUUAAAUGUCUGUCCAAACUUUUGACUGGUACUGUAUAUGCACAUUAACAACAACAAGAUCAACAACUAAUGCUAGCCAGAGCAAGAUGAGCUAAAAUCUAACAAAGGAACAUUUCGACAAACCCUCUCAAACUUUUUCAGCUAGUUGGCCAUCAAAAUUGAAAUGAUAAACGAUGGGUAAUUGCCUGCUCGUCCUUCUGUAGCUUAUCUGCCAAUGUCCCAACAGAGCACCCAAGCUAACUGGCUAAAGUGUCCUAGCUUGCUAGCUACUUCCAGACACAAAUGAGGGAGCACCUCACUCACCAUUUUACUCGCCCGAGCAGAGCUGGUUAGGCUGUUUACAUGUUAUAUAAAGCGUACGUGACUAUUACGUUUUUUUGCGCUCUGGCACACUCAGACAAAAUUUCAGAGUACAUAGCUAGCCAGAGUGAUUUAGCGAAUGCAAGAGAUAUGCUAAUUGGAUAACAGUCGUUCUGUGUAGCCACCGAAAAACAAUACCAGGGGAAAAUUUGCGACCAUGACCUCUCCAAUGACACUGUCCUCCUAGCAGCUAUCUAGCUAGCUAACGUUAGGCUCUGUUUUUACAUAAAUAGAUACCCUAGCAUAUUAGCCAUGUUAUGACUGACUGGUGAUCAUUGCCCUUGCUAGUUUGAUGGGUAUUGACAUUCCCAGCCUUAGUUACAUUUGUCAGUUUUUUUGUCAAAAUUUUGAGUAAUUGAAACUGAAACAGUGCGUCCUGAAUAAAGGCAGCAAACAAUGUACCAGGCCAGCUGUGAUUUACAACCAUAAAGUCAUAUUUUUGGACUACUAAGAAAUGUAUUAGUGAAUUAAUUUAAUCAUGCAUUGAACUGAUAUAUUCUGCCAACAAUGCCUUAGUAUACAUCAUGGAAUGUUGAGUCAAAUUGAACCUAUUUUUAAAACCUCUUAUGAAGUUGGUUUUGUAGCAUAAACUGGGAAUUUGAUAUUUUUGACUGAUGAUUCUGUUUCGUAUCUGCAAAGUAGUUAAAAUGCUGUCAGUUCCACUUUAAUGAGAAGAGAACAUCUGUGUUUUAUUUUUUUAUUUUUCCUUCUUCGAUGGCCGCGUACCAGCGGAAUUAGGUUACGACGUCGAAAUGCAGUCAGGUUAAGACUCUGGUGAGGACGACGAGCAACCAGAUGAGCUUCCCUGAGACGGUUUCUGACAGUUUGUGCAGAAAUUCUUCCAUUGUGCAAACCCACAGUUUCAUCAGCUGUCUGUGUGGCUGGUCUCAGACAACUGAUGAAGGUGAAGAAGGUGAAGAAGCAAAAUGUGGAGGUCCUGGGCUAGCUUGGUUACUACACAUGGUUGGACAUACUGCCAAAUUCUCUAAAAUGACGUUGGAGGCGGCUUAUGGUAGAGACAUUAACAUUCAAUGCUCGCAACAGCUCUGGUGGACAUUCCUGCAGUCAGCAUGCCAAUUGCUCGCUCCCUCAACUUAAGACAUCUGUGGCAUUUUAUCCACUCACUACUACUACUGUAAGUCGCUCUGGAUAAGAGCGCCUGCUAAAUGACUAUACAUUUUUUUAAAUUAUGUAACUGAACAUUUUAGAGUAUGUGGCCUUUUAUUGUCCCCAGCAUAAUAUGCACCUGUGUAAUGAUCAUGCUGUUUAAUCACCUUCUUGAUAUGCCACCCCUGUCAUUUGGAUGGAUUAUCUUGGCAAGUGAGAAAUGCUCACUAACAGGGAUGUAAACAAAUGUGUGCACACAAGUUGAGAGAAAUACGCUUUUUGUGCGGAUGCCACAUUUCUGGAAUCUUAUUUCAACUCAUGAAACAUGGGACCAACACUUUACAUGUUGAGUUAAUAUUUUGUUCAUUUGAAAUGAUUUUGAAUAUACAAUAAAUCUUAGACACUUGCUAUAGGCAGCAUGUAUGCUUAUUCUGCCCAUAUUUAACGCUUGUAAAUGAGGCCCCAGGAGACUGAAGUACCUAAUCAGACUUGGGCUGACUUGGGCUAGGUACUUGUCUGCGUGUAUCAAUGCAGGUCUCUCUGUCUACGCUCUGUCUUGUAAAGUUCUACAAAUAAACAUUGUU